Molecule: messenger RNA, 30067 nt
Organism: Coregonus sp. 'balchen'
Lineage: Eukaryota; Metazoa; Chordata; Actinopteri; Salmoniformes; Salmonidae
Source: the annotation of a GenBank genome assembly
AUGACGUCUCUCAUCUUUUAUGCUGAUUGUCUACAAUGGGUAAGCGGCUGUGGUCUUUGCCACACAGGAUGUGAACAGUAGUGGUAGAGUAGUAGGUACAUUCAACUCUGUGAAUCAGAAGCAUUAACCCCUGUGAUGUUGUUUCGUUCUCUCUCUCCUCAGGCCCAUGAAUGGAGCAAAAACGAUGAGCGCCUCCUGGCAGCUGUGGAACAUGGGGAGGUGGAGAAGGUGGCCUCUCUUCUCACCAAGAAAGGAGCCAGCGCGGUCAAACUGGACAGUGAGGGCAAGUCAGCGUGAGUAUCGAGGGUUGAGGGAUGGUGUUGGGCCACACACAGAUUAGAAACGGGGAAUUGGGACAGCUUGGAGAUUUAGGAGGUGGGUUUUGCAAAUUGAAUUAUGGGACAAUUUGGAAUAUGAGUAUAGUAAUGUUUAUUGUUUGAAUCAAUCCCAUAUUUGCUCUUCUUCCCCGGACCAUCUAAAACUCCAAUACUGAUACUGUUUCAGUGCAGAAUAGAAGUUGCAGUACAUGGAUAUUCCCUCACAGUUCUAUGAUAACACAUCUACAAUAGUUGAUAAUGAUGGAAUUGGCCCCAGGCAACUGUUCAACUCGAUAAGCCAUAGUCCCUGUCACUAGUGGAGAUGCUACUGAACUGAACUGCCCUAGAUACCCUGUUGAAGGAGGGAAUAAAUAAUGUGCAGUCAGAUAAGGUUGAAGUUUUAUCAUGGUUAGAGAAAGUUAAAGAAAGUAAUACAAAUCACUGGUUCUUAAUUAACUGUAACCUGACAAGGAAUUGCUAAGUAUAGCACCAUAUAAUAUAAUGAUAUCUGUACGAGCAUCACUGUCAUCAUAUAUCUCCUUUCUUCCUUCUUGCUUUUGUCUAUCUUUUUUUGCUUUGCCCUUCCUCUUAUUCCAUAAUGAAUAUGUGCUAAAGUCUAAAUGGCAUCUAUUGUUACUCAUGAUGGGGAAAUGAUUAAAUUGGUGAGCUAAUGAUUCAUAAAAUGCACCCCACGCACUUUUUUGGCGAAGCCAAGACCCAUAUGAAUGUCUAGAGGAAUUCCUGUGCCCUUCUCCCAUUUCAUGUGUACAGACCUGGGAGAAUCUAUGGCCUUUCAUUGAUAGCCUAUUGAAAAUAAUAUAAUUCCCAUUGUAUAGAGUAGGGCAUGGUCUCCUUUGUGUUUAACAAGCUCCCAAAUACCACAAAGCGUGAUUGUGUCCUGAUAUUGUCCUGAUUUCUAUAGGCUCUGAAUGGACGUGACAGCCAUGCUCCCACUUACUAGCUGGACCAGAUAAUGCAGAGGGACAGAAUUAAUGUUUGACCUCUUUCUGACAGUUGCUGACAGAGCACCACUGCCAGAGACCAGUGAAAGAUGACACCACUGACCUAAAUAUAUUUAGUAAUUUACUUUGAGGGAGAUUCGCUCACACCAGCCAGCCACACAAUUAGGGCUGGGAAUUGCCAGGGACCUCACGAUACGAUAUCAAAUAAAAUAAAAUGUUAUUUUUCACAUACACAUGUUUAGCAGAUGUAGCGAAAUGCUUGUGAUAUUAUCACGAUACUUAGUUGCCGAUACGAUAUGUAUUGCGAUUCUCACGAUUCUAUAUGUAUUACGAUUCGAAACUGGGAUUUUAUUGCGAUUUGAUGUUCCAAAAAUAUUGCUCACUCUAUGUCUGCUGCAGAGAGACAAGAGAAAGCAUGAGAACGAGUUUUGAUCAGACAGGGAAAUAAAAGGGCUGAAAACAUGUUGACUCACUAUUUAAAAAGAAGAUGGAGAACAAGCUAUAGGAUGAAAACUACCAGAGUUUUGGCGCAGGUACAGCCAACUAGCUCUAGCUAAUGCUAACUACAGAAGCCAAAAAUAUAUGUUUUAUAAUAUAUUUUUUUACAAAUCGAUACUUUGAGUCAAAUGUCUAUAUAAUAUCGUCCAAAAAUAAUAUUGCUAUAUGUAACUAGCGAUUUCCCCUCUCCCAUCACUACACGUGUCUUUUAUGUCACUCGUACGAAGAGACCAUUGUUUACAUCCCUGACCUUCCCAGGUUUCCCAGAAGGUCACACACUGACUGGCAUGGCAUUCCCAAACAGCCAGUGUUGCCAUGGAGAUACUGGAGACUUCUAAUUAGUGCAUCAUGACGGGAAUGGAUGGAAACUGCUAGUGUCUGAAAGCACAAGAUCUCUCAUUAUUAUUAUUAUUAUUAUUAUUAUUAUUAUUAUUGCAAAACACACACACACACACAGACAAUCACAUGAUAACUCUGUUGGUGUGUAUGUGUCCUAUGUAGCCUAAUACAUUAGGAAAAUGUAACUAAUUCAGUUCAUUACAUGAUGUGUAAUUGCAAGAACAAAGCCAUUUUCUUAAAUUAAUAUUGAUUUAUCGUUUUCUAGGAGUUAAAUUGUGCCCUUCCACUAGUGCUUGUUAUCAUAAAUUAAUAAUAAUUGUUGACCUUGCAAUUGAUGUCCUGAGGAAGUGUUAUUGGUGUUGAAAUGUGGGCUCACAGAGGAAGCUGUUGGAGAAUGCUUAAUUACACAUUUAUUUAUUUAUUUUUAUUUCACCUUUAUUUAACCAGGUACAGUGAGGGAAAAAAGUAUUUGAUCCCCUGCUGAUUUUGUACGUUUGCCCACUGACAAAGAAAUUAUCAGUCUAUAAUUUUAAUGGUAGAUUUAUUUGAACAGUGAGAGACAGAAUAACAACAAAAAAAUCCAGAAAAACGCAUGUCAAAAAUGUUAUAAAUUAAUUUGCAUUUUAAUGAGGGAAAUAAGUAUUUGACCCCCUCUCAAUCAGAAAGAUUUCUAGCUCCCAGGUGUCUUUUAUACUGGUAACGAGCUGAGAUUAGGGGCACUCUUAAAGGGGGUGCUCCUAAUCUCAGCUUGUUACCUGUAUAAAAGACACCUGUCCACAGAAGCAAUCAAUCAAUCAGAUUCCAAACUCUCCACCAUGGCCAAGACCAAAGAGCUCUCCAAGGAUGUCAGGGACAAGAUUGUAGACCUACACAAGGCUGGGAUGGGCUACAAGACCAUCGCCAAGCAGCUUGGUGAGAAGGUGACAAUUAUACGCAAAUGGAAGAAACACAAAAUAACUGUAAAUCUCCCUCAGCCUGGGGCUCCAUGCAAGAUCUCACUUCGUGGAGUUGCAAUGAUCAUGAGAACAGUGAGGAAUCAGCCCAGAACUACACGGGAGGAUCUUGUCAAUGAUCUCAAGGCAGCUAGGACCAUAGUCACCAAGAAAACAAUUGGGAACACACUACGCCGUGAAGGACUGAAAUCCUGCAGCACCCGCAAGGUCCCCCUGCUCAAGAAAGCACAUAUACAUGCCCGUCUGAAGUUUGCCAAUGAACAUCGGAAUCAUUCAGAGGAGAACUGGGUGAAAGUGUUGUGGUCAGAUGAGACCAAAAUCGAGCUCUUUGGCAUCAACUCAACUCGCCGUGUUUGGAGGAGGAGGAAUGCUGCCUAUGACCCCAAGAACACCAUCCCCACCGUCAAACAUGGAGGUAGAAACAUUAUGCUUUGUGGGUGUUUUUCUGCUAAGGGGACAGGACAACUUCACCGCAUCAAAGGGACGAUGGACGGGGCCAUGUACCGUCAAAUCUUGGGUGAGAACCUCCUUCCCUCAGCCAGGGCAUUGAAAAUGGGUCGUGGAUGGGUAUUCCAGCAUGACAAUGACCCAAAACACACGGCCAAGGCAACAAAGAAGAAGCACAUUAAGGUCCUGGAGUGGCCUAGCCAGUCUCCAGACCUUAAUCCCAUAGAAAAUCUGUGGAGGGAGCUGAAGGUUCGAGUUGCCAAACAUCAGGCUCGAAACCUUAAUGACUUGGAGAAGAUCUGCAAAGAGGAGUGGGACAAAAUCCCUCCUGAGAUGUGUGCAAACCUGGUGGCCAACUACAAGAAACGUCUGACCUCUGUGAUUGCCAACAAGGGUUUUGCCACCAAGUACUAAGUCAUGUUUUGCAGAGGGGUCAAAUACUUAUUUCCCUCAUUAAAAAGCAAAUCAAUUUAUAAAAUGUAUGACAUGUGUUUUUUUUGGAUUUUGUUGUUGUUAUUCUGUCUCUCACUGUUCAAAUAAACCUACCAUUAAAAUUAUAGACUGAUCAUGUCUUUGUCAGUGGGAAAAUGUACAAAAUCAGCAGGGGAUCAAAUACUUUUUUCCCUCACUGUAAGCCAGUUGAGAACAAGUUCUCAUUUACAACUGCGACCUGGCCAAGAUAAAGCAAAGCAGUGCGAUAAAAACAACAUAUGGGGUAAACAAAACAUAAAGUCAAAAAUACAACAGAAAAUCUAUAUACAGUGUGUGCAAUUGUAGCAAGUUAUGGAGGUAAGGCAAUAAAAUAGGCCAUAGUGCAAAAUAAUUACAAUUUAGGAUUAACACUGGAAUGAUAGAUGUGCAAGAGAUGAUGUGCAAAUAGAGAUACUGGGGUGCAAAUGAGCAAAAUAAAUAACAAUAUGGGGAUGAGGUAGUUGGGUGGGCUAAUUUCAGAUGGGCUGUGUACAGGUGCAGUGAUCGGUAAGGUGCUCUGACAACUGAUGCUUAAAGUUAGUGAGGGAGAUAAGAGUCUCCAGCUUCAGAGAUUUUUGCAGUUCGUUCCAGUCAUUGGCAGCAGAGAACUGGAAGGAAUGGCGGCCAAAGGAGGUGUUGGCUUUGGGGAUGACCAGUGAGAUAUAUCUGCUGGAGUGCAUACUACGGGUGGGUGUUGCUAUGGUGACCAAUGUGCUAAGAUAAGGCAGGGAUUUGCCUAGCAGUGAUUUAUAGAUGACCUGGAGCCAGUGGUUUGGCGACGAAUAUGUAGUGAGGACCAGCCAACAAGAGCGUACAGGUCACAGUGGUGGGUAAUCUAUGGGGCUUUGGUGACAAAACAGAUGGCACUGUGAUAGACUACAUCCAAUUUGCUGAGUAGAGUGUUGGAGGCUAUUUUGUAAAUUACAUCGCCGAAGUCAAGGAUCGGUAGGAUAGUCAGUUUUAUGAGGGCAUGUUUGGCAGCAUGAGUGAAGGAGGCUUUGUUGCGAAAUAGGAAGCCGAUUUCUAGAUUUAACUUUGGAUUGUAGAUGCUUAAUGUGAGUCUGGAAGGAGAGUUUACAGUCUAACCAGACACCUAGGUAUUUGUAGUUGUCCACAUACUCUAGGUCAGACCCGCCGAGAGUAGUGAUUCUAGUCGGGUGGGCGGGUGCCAGCAGCGUUCGAUUGAAGAGCAUGCAUUUAGUUGAAGGCUACGGAAGGAGUGUUGUAUGGCAUUGAAGCUCGUUUGGAGGUUUGUUAACACAGUGUCCAAUGAAGGGCCAGAUGUAUACAAAAUGGUGUCGUCUGCGUAGAGGUGGAUCUGAGAGUCACCAGCAGCAAGAGCAACAUCAUUGAUAUACACAGAGAAAAGAGUGAAUUAAUGUUAUCAGUCUGUUCUAGGCACAUCAAACAUGUUAGUCUGGCAAGUGUGUUUGAUUAAUGCCUUUCCAUUCUGAGGGUAAUUCAUUUAAGCAGAUACACUAUGUAAGCUCUAUUAAAUAGUGUAGACCAGGGGUGUCAAACGUCCGGCCCGCGGGCCGGAUCAGGCCCGCAAACGGGUUUAAUCCGGCCCGCGAGAUGAUUUUUUUAAAAAAAGAAGAAAAAAAAAGAAAAAAAAUUAAUAAUAAUUUUGUAAAGUAUAAAAAUGCGCUGCAAUUUUUCAAUAAAAUAAACUGCUGUUCCAAUUGCGUCCACUGGAUGGCGCAAUAGCAAUUGUGUUAAGCAAGCAAACUGUUUAUACCGGGGCAGAGCAAGUAGGUCAAGCACGUGCAGCCAAUGAGCUACUUUGUUUUGCCCGCGAUAUUUAUUACGGCUUCUACUUUUAACAUUAUGUGCUUUGGCACCCUCAUUGCCCCAAUAUGUCUCUGUCAAAAAAGAGAAAAGUGGACGCAGAGUGCAGAGUGUUCCAAGAAAAAUGGUCAUGGCUUCAAAACCAUUUAGUGAGGGUGAAUACUGUACUCCUGAGUGGCGCAGUGGUCUAAGGCACUGCAUCGCAGUGCUAACUGUGCCACUAGAGAUCCUGGUUCGAAUCCAGGCUCUGUCGCAGCCGGCCGCGACCGGGAGACUCAUGGGCGGCGCACAAUUGGCCCAGGGUAGGGGAGGGAAUGGCCGGCAGGGAUGUAGCUCAGUUGAUAGAGAAUGGCGUUUGCAACGCCAGGGUUUUGGGUUCGAUUCCCACGGGGGGCCAGUAUAAAAAAAAAAAAAUGUAUUCACUAACUGUAAGUCGCUCUGGAUAAGAGCGUCUGCUAAAUGACUAAAAUGUGAAUUUGUAAAAACAUGCAUGAUGAAGGCAGUGGAGAUUGUGUGCCCUGAAAAGCGGCAGGCUUUUGCAAAUAUCAGCCUGACAAGAAACACAGUUGCAGACAGUCAGUUUGGACAGCCAGUUGAAGCAAAAAGUAAAGUCAUUUAUUGCAUUUUCGGUUGCAAUUGAUGAAAGCAUGGACAUUACAGAUGUUGCACAACUGGCCAUUUUCAUCCGCGGAGUUGAUGACACAUUGACCGUCACCGAGGAGUUCGUGGAGUUGGUGCCGAUGACAGAUACAACGACAGCAGCUGAUAUUUUUACCGCACUCGUCGGCGCGCUGGACAGGGUCGGAGUGGACUGGUCCCGCGCUGUCAGCCUGGCUACAGAUGGUGCGCCCUCAAUGAUCGGGAAAAAAGCAGGCGUUGUGACAAAGUUCAGAGAGAAAGUGCAAUCUGCAAAUGGAGGACGUGAUUUUUUGACUUUUCACUGUAUUUUGCACCAGGAGGCUUUGUGUUGCAAGUCAUUAAAGAUGGAUAACGUCAUGAAGGUGGUCAUCCAAACUGUUAAUUUCAUCCGAUCCAGAAGCCUGAAUCACCGUCAGUUUGACAGCCUUCUCAGAGAGAAAGACCACAUCUAUGGCCUGCCAUACCACACUGAGGUAAGAUGGUUAAGCCGAGGUGCUGUGCUGAGGCGUUUCUUUGAUUUACGAGAAGAUAUUGAACAGUUCAUGGAAGAAAAGGGCAAACCAGUGUUAGAAUUUCAUUCCGCAGAAUGGAUGCAGGACCUUGCAUUUAUGGUGGAUGUUACAGAGCACCUGAAUAACUUGAACAAACAGCUGCAAGGGCGCAACAAAGUUGUCACGCAGUAUUAUGACAGCAUACGUUCUUUCAAGUUGAAGCUGUCAUUGUGGGAGACGCAACUUGCCGGUGGUGAUGCAGCUCACUUCCCCUGUCUGAAAAAUGUGUGCGCGACCCAACAUGUGGCAGACAUGAAGCGGUUCAAAGAUAAAAUAACGGGACUGUUACGGGAGUUUGAGCAACGCUUUCAGAUUUAUGUUUAUAUGUUUUUAUGUUGAUGUGCUAUUGUUUUUAAUUGAUUUUAUUUUAUUUGUAUAUUUAACCUAUUCUUGACUCUGUGGUUCUUGCACUUGUUUGGGGAACAGGAUUUCAUUAUUUUUAUCUACAUUUCUGCCUGAGAAAUGACACCCUGAUAUAGUUCUGUGAUCUGUGAAACAGUUCUGUUAAUCACUGAGGCAUUGUGUGUUUGUGUGUUCUUUUUCUUUAGAAUUUUCAAAUAAACUUGACGUGUUUUAUGAUUAAUAGUGAUGUUGUGCUUGUACUAUUUUGGACACACUGUCCUCAGGCUCCAGCUUUAUGUUGUAUGUUGAUCGUAUUAAAACAAAGAAAACAAUCUGAAGUUGUUGUUUUUAAGUUAUAUAUACCAUGAUUUUUCCGGUCCGGCCCACUUGGGAAUAGAUUUUCCUCCAUGUGGCCCCUGAGCUAAAAUGAGUUUGACACCCCUGGUGUAGACACUUCAUUUAUCUAAACACUUGCUUAUCCCAAUUUUCCUAUAUUAGAUCAUCUGUGUUCAUAAAAAAAUCGUUUGUGUUCCAAAAAACGAUUUGAAAGAAAUGGUUUUACUAUCUCUUCCAAUUAAAAUAAUAACUUUUCACAGCAGAACUGAGUAUUAACAGUUGCAAACACACUUGGAUGAUUACUCAGUCUGACUACUUCAAUAUUUCUCUCACACGUCCUUGGAUCAGUCAAAGCAAUUUGGCAGAAAAGUGCACCAGAAUGCUUGGAAUCUGGAAUCUGCUAUGCUGUUUCCUUUUUCAAUCAUGUUCUUUCAUAGUUGUGUGGAAGACAUCCUCUAUAGCGGUGGUAAUUGCUCUGUUGUCGUGUUCUUGAGUUGACUGGUCCUAGAGGCCAUGCGGCUGCCUGUGUUCGCUCUGCGUGAGUGUGUUAGCUCUGUGAGUCUGCGUGAUGGCCUAGAUGCUGUAUUUUCUUUUUAUUCCUCCAAUGACAUGUUUAACCCCCACUGUACCGUUCCACUGUGUUAGACUGAUCAUCUUGUUGUUCUGUCCUGUCUCUCCCCAUACAGUCUCCAUGUGGCUGCCACCCGUGGUCAAACUGAGUGUCUGGCAGUCAUCCUGGCCCAUGGAGUGGACACAUCAGUCAUAGACACCUCAGGUUAGUGGACUGCAUACCUCAGGGUUCCCCAAUAGGUGAUUUUAUUUGGCACCUCAAAAAUCUGUUGUUGGACAUAAGACAAGACAAAAUCACCAGGAAGUCAUCUCAAAGUGAUUUUAAUGUAUGACAUAUGUUCCCAAGUAUUCCCACGCAUAAAUAGAGAGGUAUAUGUUAUCGUGUCCAAGUGUAAUCAAGGUUUGAAAUUAUUCUGUUUUUGUCAAAUACUAUAUUUGUUUGGGAUUCUUGCGGCCAAUUUGCAGUCUACAAAUUAUUUAUAACUAUGCCCCCCGACCAUCCACUCAAAGAAAAAUCACCCCCAUAACAUGUGAAUAUAUCCUGAACAUACUGUAGGUGAACACUCACCUAUAGAACUAAUCUGCCCAGAAGCUUUUCUCAAGGAUGAUUCUACUGCUAGUGGUUACAGAUAUGGACUUGAGACCAGCAGGGAGUUUAAUUAAACUGAGGCUGCAACGGAAGAUAUCUCACCAGGAUGUCUUUUACUCCUCAGGUUUUAGUGCUUUACACCUUGCUGCCAAAAAUAACCAUCAGGAGUGUGCCAAAAAGCUUAUACAGGUAAGAUGGAGCUGCUGAAUGAAUGAAACUGCAAACAUAAAUGAUGACCGAUUAACUCACUCACUGGCUGUAUCGGAUGAAGCCAUUGAUUUGUUCUCCGGUAGUUCAUCAUUAUCACCCUUAUUUAUGGGUCAUUUGUAUGCAAGAGAGCUAAAACAGUUGUACUUUUUGUUGAAUCACAAUUUAAAAAGGGGCUCUCUGAACCCAUGACCACCUCUCUAUCCUUCACACAACUUUGAUAUGACCUCAGUUUAGCCAUGAAUAUAGCCAUGUCUGUGUUCAUGCAUCUGCAGGAACUUGUGCAAAUCAACAAGUACAGUGGAUAGCUGGUUCAAGUCCUGUUGUAGUUCAGGGAUUUUUGUGUUGAACCCAGAUAUUAAGAAUAAAUAAUGUGUGCAUGAACUGUUGUUAGUCAGUAUUUUUAGCAUGUCAUAAUUGUGUGCGUAAAAUAUGAUUUUAUGAAGCUGUCAGACUCAAUAGGUCCCGUGUAGCUCAGUUGGUAGAGCAUGGCGUUUGCAACGCCAGGGUUGUGGGUUCGAUUCCCACGGGGGGCCAGUGUGAAAAUGUAUGUACUCACUAACUGUAAGUCGCUCUGGAUAAGAGCGUCUGCUAAAUGACUAAAAUGUGAAUCAGUCACACUUUUGAACUGAUGCGAAGCCAGUACACUUGACUUGUAACUAACCUCAACUAUAAACAAUGGUUACUCUCUCUCUCUUACUUUAAUGUAGGCUAUUUUUGCCUUGAUUACCUCAGAAGCUCUAUUUUCCCAUGUGCUCUGUUUUUAAUUAAUCUGUGUUGCCGCAAUCCGCAAAUGCUAGUUGAGGUUGUUUUUGUCCUAUGGGGAAAAACUAAUGCUAUUUGUUGAAUAUUAGGAGUACAGUAAAACUUCUGGCAUUAAAACUUCUGUAAUUUAACCCCUUGACGGUUAUGAUGGGGAGAAAAUCUGAGCUGUAAAUUGUUUAACCUGUAGCCAAGGCUUUAUAGCCUCCAUUGCAUUCUGAAAGUAUUCAGACCCCUUGACUUUUUCCACAUUUUGUUAUGUUACAGCCUUAUUUUAAAAUGGAUUAAAUUGUUUUUUUUCUCCUCAUCAAUCUACACACAAUACCCCAUAAUGACAAAGCAUAAACAGGUUUUUAUAAAUGUUUGCACAUUUAUAAAACAUAUAAACCUGAAAUAUCACAUUUACAUAAGUAUUCAGAUUCUUUACUCAGUACUUUGUUGAAGCACCUUCGACAGCGAUUACAGCCUCGAGUCUUCUUGGAUAUGACGCUACAAGCUUGGCACACCUGUAUUUGAGGAGUUUUUCCCAUUCUUCUAUGCAGAUCCUCUCAAGCUCUGUCAGGUUGGAUGGGGAGCGUCACUGCACAGCUAUUUUCAGGUCUCUCCAGAGAUGUUCGAUCGGGUUCAAGUCCGGGCUCUGGCUGGGGCACUCAAGGCUAUUCAGAGACUUGUGCCAAGGCCACUCCUGCGUUGUCUUGGCUGUGUGAUUAGGGUCGUUGGCCUGUUGGAAGGUGAACCUUCACCCCAGUCUGUGGUCCUGAGCGCUCUGGAGCAGGUUUUCAUCAAGGAUCUCUCUGUACUUUGCUCCGUUCAUCUUUCCCUCGAUCCUGACUAGUCUCCCAGUCCCUGCCGCUGAAAAACAUCUCCACAGCAUGAUGAUGCCACCACCAUGCUUCACGGUAGGGAUGGUGCCAGGUUUCCUACAGAUGUGAUCCUUGGCAUUCAGGCCAAAGAGUUCAAUCUUGGUUUCAUCAGACCAGAGAAUCUUGUUUCUCAUGGUCUGAGAGUCCUUUAGGUGCCUUUUGGCAAACUCCAAGCGGGCUGUCAUGUUCCUUUUACUGAGGAGUGGCUUCCGUCUGGCCACUCUACCAUAAAGGCCUGAUUGGUGGAGUGCUGCAGAGAUGGUUGCCCUUCUGGAAGGUUCUUCCAUCUCCACAGAGGAACUCCGGAGCUCUGUCAGAGUGACCAUUGGGUUCUUGGUCACCUCCCUGACCAAGGCCCUUCUCCCCUGAUUGCUCAGUUUGGCCAGGCGGCCAGCUCUAGGAAGAGUCUUGGUGGUUCCAAGCUUGUUCCAUUUAAGAAUGAUGGAGGCCACUGUGUUCUUGGGGACCUUCAAUGCUGCAGGAUUUUUAUGUUACCCUUCCCCAGAUCUGGUCCUCGACACAAUCCUGUCUCGGAGCUCUACGGACAAUUCAUUCAACCUCAUGGCUUGGUUUCUGCUCUGACAUGCACUGUUAACUGUGAGACCUUUAUAUAGACGUGUGUGCCUUUCCAAAUCAUGUCCAAUCAAUUGAAUUUACCACAGGUGAACUCCAAUCAAGUUGUAGAAACAUCUCAAGGAUGGUCAGUGAAAACUGGAUGCACCUGAGCUCAAUUUUGAGUCUCAUAGCAAAGGGUCUGACUACUUAUGUAAAUAAGGUAUUUCUGUUUUUUAUUUGUAAUACAUUUGCAAAAAAAUCUAAAAACUUGUUUUCGCUUUGUCAUUAUGGGGUAUUGUGUGUAGAUUGAUCAGGAACAUUUGGUAUUUUAUCCAUUUUAGAAUAAGGCUGUAACUGUGGAAAAAGUCAAGGGGUCUGAAUACUUUCCGAAUGCAAUCUGCCACAAUAUCAAUGUUGCCAGCUAAGGUAUACGAGGAGAUAGUAGGCCUAGUUGGACAAGGCUAUCUGAAUGUGCACAUGAUGGAAGUUGGAGGUAGCCUAAAUAUUAAUUAUUUAAUAGAAUAAAAAAAUGCACUGACUAUUAUGUGACUAUAAUGGCUGUGACUACAACUACACUAAAAUUGUCCAGAGUUUUAGUCGACUGAUAAUAACUAAAACUAACUAUGGAUGAUAUUACUAAAAUGUGACUAAGACUAAAAUGUAUUUUAAGACUAAAACUCAAUCUAAAAUAGCUGUCAAAAUGAACUCUGCUGUGAGUGUGUCUUAAUGCUAAUAUCAGUAAUUCUAUAUAUUUUUUUUAGAGAAUGGAUCUUCCUUUUCCCCCCCAAAGUUGUACAGUACCAUCUGAAUUCAAAGCUUGAGUGUAGCAAUUCUGUACUAAAGCAGUUUUUGUGAUCUAUACAUAGCCUAUCAACAACUGAGUGAACUAUUUUCAGUGGGGUUCAUUUUAAGUGUCUCCAUGAGAUUGAGACAAUUUUCUAAACAUUUGGGAAGCUGAAGUCAGAUUUAAUACAUAUCCUUCCCUCUCUCUGGUAAUGCCUGUCACUUGAAUGGCCAGCUAAGCCACUUGCCCAUACAGAUUGACUUGACACACUGUCGGAAAUCUGAUGCAAGGGCACUCCCAUUAACUCCAAAUGAAAAUGCGUCUAGAAAUAGCUUACAUACUCUUAGUUAACACAGUUCACUAAAGGGGAACAAUGGUGCCUAAACCUCUCUGGCUUAGUGUGGGACUGUCUGUGAAAGUGAGCACCUCUCUCACUCAGGGAGAGCGAGGUAGAGCUAGAGCGAGAUCUACGUCGCAAGGUUAUGCGCCCCUCACUGAGCGCUAGAUAGAACUUUGUGGAAUACAGAAAAUAUACAGAACAAAAUGAACUUUCUGUCACAGCAAACAUACUCCAUUUGGGAAGCCCAAUCGAUUGUGACAUAUACAUUUUAUGUGAUUUAAAUUUGGGUCACAGGUUCACAAUUUAACCUUUUCUGAGAUCUCUGCCAAGCAAGCAGGAAACAGUAGCCCACCGUGGGCUUGCUGCACGUGCAACAGCACACACACACGAGGAAACUUCUCAUAAACACAACACUGUCACUGACAGUUUUCAAAAUAUACUGAACAAAAAUAUAAACAAAACAUGUAAAGUGUUGGUUUCAUGAGUUCAAAUAAAAGAUCCCAGAAAAUCUUUAUACGCACAAAAAGCUCAUUUCUCUCAAAGUUUACAUCCCUGUUAGUGAGCAUUUCUCCUUCGCCAAGAUAAUCCAUCCACCUGACAGGUGUGGCAUAUCAAGAAGCGUGAUCAUUACACAGGUGCACCUUGUGCGGGGGACAAUAAAAGGCCACUCUAAAAUGUGCAGUUUUGUCACACAACACAAUGCCACAGAUGUCUCAAGUUUUGAAGGAGCGUACAAUUGGCAUGCUGACUGCAGGAAUGUCCACCAGAGCUGUUGCCAGAGAAUUUAAUGUUAAUUUCUCUACCAUAAGCCGCCUCCAACGUCGUUUUAGAGAACUUGGCAGUACAUCCAUCCGGCCUCACAACCGCAGACCACGUGUAACCACGCCAGCCCAGGAUCUCCACAUCCGGCUUCUUCACCUGCGGGAUCGUCGUGAGACCAGCCACCCGGACAGCUGAUGAAACAGGAGUAUUUCUGUCUGUAAUCAAGCCCUUUUGUGGGGAAAAACUCAUUCUGAUUGGCUGGGCCUGGCUCCCCAGUGGCAGAGCCCCUGCCCAGUCAUGUGAAAUCCAUAAAUUAGGGCCUAAUGAAUUGAUUUCAAUUGACUGAUUUCCUUAUAACACAACAUGCCUUUUAUAUAUAGUCCUAUUUUCAGAAACCAUUUAUCUUUCAAUCAAUUUCUCUGUAGCCUAAACCAAGCGGAAAAUGUGUGCGACACAACAACACAAACAACUUUAGCGGUCAAGAAAUGUAUACUGAAGCAAACAUUUUAGAUAAGAACAUAUCCUCAUACCUUUCUGUCAUGUCAACCAUCCAUCCAAAUAAAAUUGUGUCCGCUUGGCUUUUGUCUUCAUAAACCUUCACUUACUUAGCCUAUUAUGGGGUAAUCUAGCCCAGUUCCUAGACAGAGAUACAGUGUCUCUUGUCUAGAAACUAGGCUAGAUUAGCUAUCUCAUAAGGUAUGCGGAUAUUGUCUUAUCUAAAACGUGGGUUAAAUUUGCUUCAGUAUACAUUUCUCGAGUGCUUAAGUUAUGUGUGUUGUGUCGCGCAUGGGAGAAAGGCAUUGAAAGAAAGAAAUAGUUUGGGACUAUAAUACAAGGCGUGUUUGGUGAUGUGGUAAAGUCUGAUGUAUUUUGAAAACUGCCGGUGACAGUGUUGUGUUUUAUGAGGAGUUGUCUCGUGCGUGUGUUGUUACACGUGCAGUAAACCCACACGGGCUGCUGUUUCCUGCUUGCUUGGCAGAGAUCUCAGAAAAGGUCAAAUUGUGAACCCGUGAUCCAAAUGUAUCAUAUACAAUUGGGCUUCCCGGAUUUAGUAUGUUCGCUGUGACAGAACGUAUUUUUUUUUCGUAUAAGUUUGUUAUAUAGAAAAUCUAUCUAGCGCUGCAGUGAGGUGGAGAGGCGCAUAACCUUGUGACGUAGCUCACGCACUACCACUGCCUCGCUUUCCCUGAGUGAGAGAGGUGCGCAUUUUGACAGACAGUCCAACACUAAGCCAGAGAGUUUUAGGCUCUUAGACAAAUUUCAAAAAUGUGCCAUAGUUCUCCUUUUUAAGGCUCAGACCAAUUUUUCAGAUCAAUCAUCACAGUGAUGGAAAAAAUAAUAUGGUAAUAUAGAUGUUGACCUAAGCCUGUGUUUUCCCACCAGAGUAAAUGUGUGUUGGAUGCUCUGGACAGCUCAGGGAAGACAGCCCUUCAUCACGCAGGUAAGACUUGAUUAGAAAUAACUUAUAUGCAGAAGGCCUCUAUAAUGCCUACAUAAAAGUAUGACACUUUAUGGCUAUAGGACAUCCCUAGGCAUCAGCUCUGGGAAAUUGUAACGUAGGCAUUGAAGAUUCACACUGAAAUGGUGGUGUUCAUUAGAAAUUGAUUGAGAUAUAUUUGUAUUACUUGAGACCAUCAAACUAGGAGGAUAAAAUGGCUUGAUGAUUCCUCUUCUUAGGUGCAGAGCAGCAGAUAGCCUAUCCUCUAAGCACCUGAUCUCAAUUCCCCUCUUUCAGUCACGGUCCAGUACCCAUCUCACCAUCCAUCCAUCACACCAUCUCACCAUCCAUCCAUCACACCAUCUCACCAUCCAUCCAUCUCACUGCUGCUCAAAGUCCUGCUGAUAAUUACAGAAGCGGCCGUGACUAUAAGACCAGACUACACAUUGGGUGUUUUUUAUACAGUAUAUGACAGGAAUGUUUCUGAGCCUGGGGUGAACCAUACUGUACUAAAGAACAUAUACAUUUAGAGAGCCUUCAGCCAGCAGGGGAUGCUUUUAUCUGGGGAGGAAAGGCUUGGAUCAAAGACUACAGUAAAAAGGGCCAUGUCAAUAGCAUAGUAAGAGACUCUCUACUGACAGGUUUUGACCAAUUUUCUCCAGGGUUCCAACUUCCAACUAUGGAUGACUGCAGGAUAAUUGCACCAUGUUGGACACAGUAGAGUUCUAUUCAGGGAGUAAGCUGCUAUAGGAGGAGUCAUGCCAGGGGCCUGUGGGAGAUCUUUGACGUGACUCUCAAAGUUAGUCAAUUACCUGCCAUGGCAUUUGUAUUAGUGCCGUAUAUAACUCCAUGGUAUGCAAGGCAUUUUGGGCUUUCAAUUGAUUCUCUUAUUUUCUCCCUCAGCUGCCAGUGGAAGCAUUGUGAUUGUCCAAACCUUAUGUGAGCACAAGUGUCCGGUAAAUGUCAAAGACACGGUAUGUAUUCCAUUCGAUCAGAUACAGUGCCGUUUUCUCAUUCAGUUGAAGAUAUUGUUUGUGUAGUCUUCAACAAAAAAAAAACAUCCAGGCCUGAAGUAUUAUUACUAGAGAGAAGGCUGUUCUGCAUAAAUGCAGCAUGCAGCAAUCCCACUGUACUGGUUCUGCUGUGCCUCAAACAUGACAAGCAAACUUACAUCCCCUGACUGACUGUGUGUGAGGGUGUGCAUGCAAGUGUGUGUUUGUGGGGUUGAUGGUGUGUUAUUGUGGUGUUAACGGUGUGUGUGUUGGGGGUUCGCUGUGUGUGAGAGCCAUACAUUGUGUAUUUGUGUUGUGGUAGCUGGGCUUAUGUCUCCAAUGGAGACAUUUGACAUGUCUGUGGUUUCUUUCAGCUCUGUGUUGUUUUUCCUCCUCCUCUUUGGGAGGCGUGAUGCCACAUCCCUGCUGUACAAUAUGUCUUCCUCCCGCCAGCUUCACUGACAAACCCACUCCCAGAACACACACUCACCCUCAUAUAAAAAUGCCUAUGUUACUUUCAAUUACGUUAAUUGCAGCACAGGGGUCGUAUUAAGUGCCGUGAGGGCUUUUAUUUAUGUAGUGUUUUUAGAGUGCUUCUGAUUCAGUAAUUUACUGCCAGUCUACCACGGGAUACAUGUUUUAAGAAUGUAUAUCUCAGUAAUAACCAUACAGCACAGUCCGAGCCUCUGAUUCAACUCUGCCGUAGAGAGGCAUGCUCUUCCUUUAGUGAGGGUUUGUGUUACAUUCGCUGUCUUCAUACUUAAUUGUUUUAAACGUUUCUCAAAUCCUGCAUUUCCUCGUACUUUUGCCAAGUCAAUAAUGUUGAGAUAGAGAAUUUUUCAUCAGCUGGCCGCCUGAGAGAAAAUGAUACAUAAAACAAGAUAGGAAUUACAAUACUCUUUUGUUAACAAAUGAUUCAAUUUGGCACAAUCAAAGAUGUUAGCUUUUGAUGGGGAGGUAUUUGAAAAAAGACAGCUGUGCUGCAGUGUAGAUAUCAACCCUCUCCAAUCCAGCUGUGGCUUCUCAUCAACUCUCCGUCGUCCUGAAAUAGCACUGAACACUGAUACACUUCAAGGAACUGGGCGCUGUGGUGGGCCAGGGAGGGAGUCACACACCAGUCAGAGUUUUUAAGUGCAUCGCUUUCUCACCCCACUCAAACCCUGGUUGACACGUCUUCAUUACUGUGAGCUUGUCAUCCUGUCUGUAUCCUCUGGAUGAUAAACACAAAAGAUAACUAUGUUGUGUCUCUGUUAGAGAACUAUUACAGCAAUCAAAGUCUCUUUCAGAAACAAUCACGAGUAAUGGUGGAGUGCUCCACAGUGUGAUCUAUUCAUCAGAUAGAAAUGGGCUUUGAUGCCAUCUGAACAGCGGUACUUUAGCUGUGUGUGGGCAGAGCCUGCUGUUCAGAAACAGUCGGGUGCGGGAGGCAGGGAGCUGUGGUAUGUAUCCUUGUUGAGAGGUUUUGUUAAGUUCACAGAGUAUGACCUCACUAGAAGUUGAUGGAGACAGUCAUCAGCAGUGCACACAAUGUCAAGCCAAAGUACCUAAUUUGGCUGCAUUUCACAUUCAGUGGGAUGAGCUGUAGCUAAUGUACUGUAAGUCGCUCUGGAUAAGAGCGUCUGCUAAAUGACUAAAAUGUAAAUGUAAAUGUAAUACUGUGGACACACAUAUGCAGACAUGCUCUUACUCCAUGUUACUGUAGGUCAACACCACUAUAGCCGUGGUUCACAGUGAAGGGUGAACCUGGAUCCUGGUCUCUCUCACAUCUGGAACUAAUUCUUGUUCUCUUCUAACAGAAAUGGCUGGGGAAAACAUGCCAACUUGUUAAUACUUGACAUACCACAUGCCUAUAUAUCUUCUUUAAAUACUGUAAAUACCACCAAAAUGAUGUAACAAAGAGAGAAUUCUUGUGAUUGCCAGUUUUUGAACAUUCACAGUCGCGGAGGGGUGAAUGUUUACAGUGUGGUUGGCUGUAAUCCAUGUUCAUGUCAACGCACCGAUAAUACACACAGAGACAGUACUACGUCAAUACCAUUACAGGAUGGUGAUGAGGUACUGUAGUCACGCAGGCCUCUCACUUGCAGGAAUGAACAGAGUAGAAAUAAGGGAAACUAUAGCCAGUGGGACACAUUAUUGCUGUAUCAAUGUGGCUUUGCUAGGACCCUGGGCACUCCUUCAUGGUUAACCCUCCCAAUCUCUGUGUGUCGGGCCAGACAGCCUUAGCCACAGCUCUCUGUGGUGCACUGUGCUGAGUGCUGAGAUUACACAUGGUUUAAAAGUCAGAUUGUUACAUUAGCCUCCUGGGCCCUGGCAGCCAGCCUCUGCUCUGCUGGCCUAACCCACGGAUGCCAUACUGGGGCUUUAUUUAGGCAUGAGGAUCAGUCCUCGUAUUUCUCGUCCCCUUGUUUCCCCCCCAGACUGUGAGGAGUAUGAAAACAUUCACACUCUGGAAAACAUUCACACUGAAAAACAUUCACACUGGAAAACAUUCACACUCUGCAGCUGCCAGGGCAUUGUCUGCCAGAGAUGAGGAAAGCAGGACUUUUGUCUUGUUCUGUUUUCAAGACCAAAGUUAGACCUUUCAGCUGGGAAAGACAUGAAAUAAGGCCCUUAGAAACCCACAUAAUAGCUUUGCCCUUUUGUGGUGUGUGUUCGUGUACCACUAAGCAAGUCUGACACAUUCCCAGUUGACUCUGACACAUCUCUGAACCCCAUUUUAGAUUCUUCAAGUGUCAAAUGUUGUAUUUGUCACACCUACACUCAAUGGCUAGUGAUGUUUCCUCUUUCCUACCAAGGUUGAUCUGUUGUCUCUGACCUACAGAUGUAGGAUCUUAAUUUGAGCCAGUUUGCUACAUCGGGAAAAUAAUCCUGCAGCAACAGGAAAUGUGAAUUAUUAUGUGGAUUAUAAUAAAUUGGCAUUUUUGUAGGGGUUGAUACAUUUUUUGUAAGAGAAAAUCAAGUCAGAAGCCUUUUUAAACCUCAAAUAGCCUACAAGGGUUAUCAAAUUAAGAUCCUACACCUGUAUAGACAUAACUAAAACUGUACAGUAUGGUCUGAAAAGAUUUCCAUGUUAUUUACCAGAAAUCACCCCAGUGAAUAAGAAUAAGGUCUAGCUGUCCAGAGUGUGGUCUGAACGUCGGAUAUGUUAAGCAGCUCGGAAGGUCUCAUUUUAUACACCAGAUAAUCAUCCAAGGUCAUUCUUGGUGAAUAAGAGCUGUCACUGUCAGUUUUCUCACACCUGGCUGUCAGAAGCCUCACCACCUUGACAGAGCUGGUAGUCAGCGUCUAGACAAGGUCUUGGCUAUGGAAGUAUCACCAGAGAAAUCACUCAAUCUACUAGUUACAGUGCCUUGCAAAAGUAUUCAUCCCCCUUGGCGUUUUUCCUAUUUUGUUGCAUUACAACCUGUAAUCUAAAUUGAUUUUUAUUUGGAUUUCAUGUAAUGAACAUACACAAAAUAGUCCAAAUUGGUGAAGUGAAAUGAAAAAAAUAACUUGUUUCAAAAAAAGCAAAAAAAUUAAUACCGGAAAAGUGGUGCGUGCAUAUGUAUUCACCCCCUUUGCUAUGAAGCCCCUAAAUAAGAUCUGGUGCAACCAAUUACCUUCAGAAGUCACAUAAUUAGUUAAAUAAAGAACACCUGUGUGCAAUCUAAGUGUCACAUGAUCUGUCACACGAUCUCAGUAUAUAUACACCUGUUUUGAAAGGCCCCAGAGUAUGCAACACCACUAAGCAAGGGGCACCACCAAGCAAGCGGCACCAUGAAGACCAAGGAGCUCUCCAAACAGGUCAGGGACAAAGUUGUGGAGAAGUACAGAUCAGGGUUGGGUUAUAAAAAAAUAUCAGAUACUUUGAACAUCCCACGGAGCACCAUUAAAUCCAUUAUUAAAAAAUUGAAAGAAUAUGGCACCACAACAAACCUGCCAAGAGAGGGCCGCCCACCAAAACUCACGGACCAGGCAAGGAGGGCAUUAAUCAGAGAGGCAACAAAGAGACCAAAGAUAACCUUGAAGGAGCUGUAAAGCUCCACAGCGGAGAUUGGAGUAUCUGUCCAUAGGACCACUUUAAGCCGUACACUCCACAGAGCUGGGCUUCACGGAAGAGUGGCCAGAAAAAAGCCAUUGCUUAAAGAAAAAAAUAAGCAAACACAUUUGGUGUUUGCCAAAAGGCAUGUGGGAGACUCCCCAAACAUAUGGAAGAAGGUACUCUGGUCAGAUGAGACUAGAAUUGAGCUUUUUGGCCAUCAAGGAAAACGCUAUGUCUGGCGCAAACCCAACACCUCUCAUCACCCCGAGAACACCAUCCCCCCAGUGAAGCAUGGUGGUGGCAGCAUCAUGCUGUGGGGAUGUUUUUAGUUGGCAGGAACUGGGAAACUGGUCAGAAUUGAAGGAAUGAUGGGUGGCGCUGAAUACAGGGAAAUUCUUGAGGGAAACCUGUUUCAGUCUUCCAGAGAUUUGAGACUGGGACGGAGUGUCACGAGUGUCAGUGUAAUGUGGUGGGUCGAAGUCAGGCGCAGGACACAGAACUCGAAGAAACGUACUUUACUGAGAAAUGAGUAAAGAAUUCAAUACAGAAAUCUCUCCACACAGGGAGGAACUAACCCGCUCACAAACAACACAAGAAACGAAAACAACCACGCACAAAACACAUUGGGAGCCACUGGGUUAAAUAGGGAAGGCGUGACUACAAUAAUGGGCAACAGGUGUGUGACAAUAGACAACAGGUGCAACAUAGAAACAUAGAACAUAGAUCGGCAGCAGCUAGUAUUCUGGUGACGACGAAUGCCGAAGCCUGCCCGAGCAAGGAGAAGGGGCAGCCUCGGCCAAAUCCGUGACACGGAGGUUCACCUUCCAGCAGGACAAUGACCCUAAGCAUACUGCUAAAGCAACACUUGAGUGAUUUAAGGGGAAACAUUUUAAAUGUCUUGGAAUGGCCUAGUAAAAGCCCAGACCUCAAUCCAAUUGAGAAUCUGUGGUAUGACUUAAAGAUUGCUGUACAACAGCGGAACCCAUCCAACUUGAAGGAGCUGGAGCAGUUUUGCCUUGAAGAAUGGGCAAAAAUCCCAGUGGCUAGAUGUGCCAAGAUUAUAGAGACAUACCCCAAGAGACUUGCAGCUGUAAUUGCUACAAAAGGAGGCUCUACAAAGUAUUGACUUUGAGGGGGUGAAUAGUUAUGCACGCUCAAGUUUUCUUUUUUUUUUUUUACUUAUUUCUUAUUUGUUUCACAAUAAAAAAGAUUUUGCAUCUUCAAAGUGGUAGGCAUGUUGUGUAAAUCAAAUGAUACAAACCCCCCAAAAAUCAAUUUUAAUUCCAGGUUGUAAGGCAACAAAAUAGGAAAAAUGCCAAGGGGGGUGAAUACUUUCGCAAGCCACUGUAUGGUAUGUGACUUGUCUGUCUGGGGAAAGUAUAUGUUGCCAAUGGUGAAAUGAUUUUUUUACUGGCUCCUGGUUUUAGUCUAUGGUAGAUGUUAGAAGUAAUUAAGUUACUUUGAAGUUUAGUUUGAAGGUACAGAUGUAGGAAAUGUAACAUUUGUAGUGAAUUGCAGGUUUAAAAAGGCUUCUAAAGUUUGUAAUUUCCACUUUGAAUUUUCCCUUAUGAAAAAUGUAUACAUCGCUACAAAAAUGUCCAUUAAUUAUAAUCCACAUAAUAAUUAAUAUUUCCUUUUGCUGCAGGAUUAUUUCCCUGCUGUAGGAGACUGGCUCAAACUAAGAUCCUACAUCUGUAUGAAGUUUAGUGUCAGCCAACAGUAUUUCAGUAUAUGGUUGGUCCAGUAAGUGUUUUCAGAGUGCUUUCAGGGAUAAUAUGUGAUUUUUUGACAUUUUCCAUCUACCAGUGAGACAGAAAGUGUGUAAAUCCUCCUGAUUGUGUUAAGAGUCAACGCCCAGUGCAGUGUGUAAUGUCCUGUGAAGCAGAGACUGCCUGAAAUUGGGCUACAGACUGGGCUUGUAGAUAUUGCCUGCUUUUGAUGAGGUGUCAGUUUCCUAAACCUUAUUAUUAAGGCAAGCCAAACCCUGGGGAAAAGGAUAGAAGGAAAGGAAUGUAGAAAAUAUGUGGAACAUAUGUGGCUGGCUGGCUGUGUUGUGUACAUUAUUUGAUAGGGAGGACUCUGUGCAUGGGACGGAGAACGCUGUGUGUGUGUGGAGGGGUAUACGAAGGGGUCUGUGUGUGUGUGUGUGUGUGUGUGUGUGAGAGAGAGAGAGAGAGUACAUUUUCUUUCUGAGCUGUGGGGGAGAAUGGCUAACUCGGCGUGCCAAAAUAAUAUAAUAGAAGGCCUUUGCUUUCAUUUGUUUGAGUGGAGGUUGGAGCUAUAAAGUCGUGCUUUUAUUUUAGCAGGAUGCUGAAGGAUGUAGCCCAGCCUGUUACCGCUCAUCAAAGCUCCAAUUGUCGUUUUUGGAAUUGCAUUGUGGUCAUAGACUACAUGAGCGAAACAGCUUGUUUUUCUCUGUACUAUGUGUCUGGUAUGUUUUCAUUGCAGCAUACCAAACAAUGCUUCUAGUGUACAGCAGCUGAAUGUACUGUAGAGCUUACAUUCCAAUCACUUCUACCACUUCUUCCUUUCCGAGAAACAAGGUUGUGGAUCCUUUAACAGUACAUUAUGUGAACUUCAGAAUGACAGUUCAGUACAGUAUGUGAACUUCUGUGUUCACGUACUAUGAUGAAGGCAUCUGAACAGACCGUCUACAGUAUACUGUUACUUUUACUGAUGUGUGGGUCCUGUAGGAUGGCCUCAGCCCCCUGCUGCUGUCUGCCAGACACGCCCAUGCGGAGGUGUGCAGCAGCCUCCUGGACUGGGAAGCCGACGUCAACGCGUGUGAUAAGAACGGCAGGUAAAGAAGGACUCAUCUGUCAGAUCACACGUCUUCCACUUCAUAACUUCAUCUCAUCAUUACAGGGUUGUCUACAAGUACAUUACAUUAUAAUACCAUGAGGGUGGUGGUGAUGAUGGUGAGGAGGAGGAGAAGAGGAGGAGGAUGAUGUUAAUGAUGAGUAUUGUGAUACUAUUUCUGACUGUGUGAUACAGGACAGCGGUGAUGCUGGCCAGUGAGAGCAGCAGUAUGUCUGUAGUGGAGGUUCUGGUCCAGAGAGGAGCUGACCUCCAGGCUGUGGACUUUUUGGGUCAUGACGUCCUGCACUACGCCAAAAUGUCUGGCAGCAGUGAAAUCAGGGCCGUCCUCACUGCGGCGCUGCACAAGACCCACUCAGACACAGGUGAGAUAAGAACUGUCUUUAGUACUGAUCGAGCCUAGUAUGAGGCAGUUGACCAGAGACUCUAGCAGACUCCUUCAGGCUUGAUUUCCCUUCAAAACUAUUUGAGGUGUGUGGACGUUAUGACAUUCAAGCACAGUGUUUCCCAACUCAUCUGUCAGAACACACAGAGUCACUUCUCUAGCAAACUCCUUCAGGCUGAAUUCAUUUCAGGUGUCUGGAAGUUAUAAAGUUCAAGCUUUCGGAUGUAUGUUAAUAGCUGUUGAUUGUGACAUGAAGCAUUGUGUAAAGUUAUAGACAGAAAUAUGUUUUGACUAGAUGAACUUUGGGCUUUUCUUUCCUUUUCUCCAUAAUCUACCCAGAGAAAACAUUGAUGUCUUUGUGGUCAAGCUUUGAAAUGCAACCUUUCAGUUUGCCUGUUAUGCAGAAUUUACCCAACACUGCCAUCUUCAGGCUGUGUCUCAAAUGUUAUUUUUCCCCUCUCCUCAUUCAGACACCCCGAAGUCCCCAAAGUCCCCCAAAACUCCUCAGGUAAGUUACCAGUACUUCAGCUUGUGCAAUCUUUCUAUCUUCUUCCAAACUUCACAACUGCAACCAGUUUUCCUGCUCAUUGACCCUACACACAUUAACUUGAUAUAAACAAGUCUAAUCCUAAUAAAUAAAACACAUUAGACAGUCAAAAACAACCUCUUGCCACAGUAUCAUCAUUGAACAACCUAAUCUAAACUUGAAUGAGAUGAUAGCUUUCUGUUUAAACCUUAUGUUUCUUUUACAUAAUGAAAAUCGUUUUGAAAUGCACCUCAAGCAGCAUGUAUGAGCAUGAAUCUAACACCUUAGCUAAACAGAUCAAUCUUCAAGCCCUUGCUACUCCUGGAUAAAUACCUUCUUUUUGAUCACAAGUUCUCCAAAUGUUUGAUUCUUCUUGUUCACUAACUAACCUAAUUAAAAACUGCGGGAUCGUUCUUCUGUUUUUGUUCUUCUUUCUUCCCACUCCUUCACUCACACCUCAGCAUGAUCAAGUGGCUAGGUUAGGUGGCGAUCGAAGCACAACUCCCAAAAAACGAAAAGCACCUCCACCUCCCAUAAGCCCUGUGCAGGUAAAGGCAUGUCUCUGUCUGUCAGUCUGCCUGCCUGUCAGUCUGCCUGCCUGCCUCCUUAUCAGUCUGCCUGCCGGCCUGCCUGUCAGUCUGCCUGUCUGUUUUCGGUCUGUUUUCGGUCUGUUCGUUUCACAUAUGGGUGGUUAUCUAUGUAUCUGCUUCCCUUUUGAUUGAUCCUUAGCCCUGUUUGUGUCAGGUAACACUUCACUUUUACUUUCAGUCUGAAUGAAGUUCUUAAACGUUAUAAUAUGUAUUUACCUUGUCUGUAUCUGUUUGAAUUCCCAGUAGUAAUUACUGUGUCUAUACAGCAGAACACUAAGAAAUGUAAUUCAUGUUUUAUGUUUCCAAACUUUCUAGAUGCCUAGUCCUUACUUUCAUCCAUACAUGACCCCAAUUGAAACAUUAUAAUAUGCGUUUACCUUGUCUGUAUCUGUGUGAAAACCCAGUGUUGUCCUUAAAUGUUUUGGACCCACCCUGCUGUCUACUGCUUUUAUUCAAGGGCUCUUUGUAUUCAGUGCAUUAGGGUUGCUAUUCUGUCUGUCUCAGUGUAAUUGUAUGUAUUGACAACUAUUACUGAAGUACUGUAACUGAAGUGUCCAGUGCCGAACGCAGGAGUAAACACUGAGAAAUGUAAUUCAUGUUUUAUGUUUCCAAACUUUCUAGAUGUCUAGCCCCAACUCUCCCGCGUACAUGACCCCAAAUGAAACUCCAGUCUCCAGUAAAAGUUUUGGAUCUAAAGUAUUUAAUUAUAAGGUACACUUACACUCAAGCAUUUUUUAGAAGUCAUUACAGGGCUCUCAUUUAAAAGAACAGCUCUUUUCUCUAAAGUAUUAUCUUGGUUGUUGCCCGUCAUGGUUUUUGCUGUGUCGAUAUUUUUAUUUAUGUUGGUUUUGCUCUCUCUCUCUCUCUCUCUCUCUCUCUCUCUCUCUCUCUCUCUCUCUCUCUCUCUCUCUCUCUCUCUCUCUCUCUCUCUCUCCUCUCUCUCUCUCUCUCUCUCUCUCUCCUCUCUCUCUCUCUCUCUCUCCUCUCUCUCUCUCUCUCUCUCUCUCUCUCUCUCUCUCUCUCUCUCUCUCUCUCUCUGUCUCUGUCUCUGUCUCUGUCUCAGGAGGAGGAGUUGCGGAGCGUGUCUCUGAGGGAGGAGGUGGAGAAGCUACAGGGGGAGAAGUGCAUGCUGCUGGAGACCAUUGAGGAUCUGAAGCAGAUUGUGGACCAGACUGUGACUAUGAGCCAGACUGAGACGGAACCGGGGCCGGAGCCCAAGGCGAGUUCCAGCUACAGUGCAGGCCUUUAAUAUCACUUGCCUGCGCUGCUUUGAUCCCAGUCCACUAGCAUUCUCUGUCCUGUUUCUAUCUCUCUCUGGAACCCAUUUAUACAGCUGCUGUGCUGUGUUUUUAGCGGCCGGGGCUGUGUUCAGGUAGAGGGUCCUGUCUGCUCCAGGGCACUGUCCUGCUGUAGCUCAAAAACCCACAUAGUCACCCACACAGUCUGAACUGUUGACUAAUAUUACUACAUGUACUAAUGGAAGGUUAUGGAAGUCUCAUGAGAUGCCCCAAGAACUUAACAUAUUCCCUGGUAUCCAAACAAUUGCAUGUUAACUGUAGAAGUGUGUUGAUACAGGCAGAGGACUGUGGGAAGGUAGACUCAGCUCUGGUAGUGGCCCUACAAGCAAAGAUUACAGCUCUGUCUCUGGAGAACCAGCAGUUAGCCCACAUACUCAAGGUAAGCUGUCAAAUGAAACACUCGUCAUUCCAAAAGCAUGGAUAUCCCAUUAUAGUGAUACUAGGCCUUUUCUCUUCCUUUUUAUAACUGUCAAGAGUAAUACCAGUGUUUUGUUUACUAUAAUUAGUCACUCUACAUAAGAAAUAUCCAUUAAGAUCCUAAUAAUCGACCAAACCUUGUUUCUUAUUUUUCUCGAUUUAAUCUCUCUGUAGAAGCGUCCGUCUCCCCAGGGAGGUGAGGUUGGCCAGGAGGACUCGUCCCGUCCGGACAGUAUGAACUCUAAUGCCUCCUACCACACCACCCACGAGUCCCCCAGCGAGGCCCUGCUUCAGCCUCAGGGGACCGAGGAGGACAUGUCUGAAGGGUCCGCCCUGGAGCUCAGCAGCACCUCCCUGAGACCAGAGGAGGAAGAGAGUGAGGAGGAGGGGAAGGAGCGAGGCGAGGAGCAGAUCAGGCUGCUGAGGGAGACCCUAGGGAUCGUCCAGUGCAAACUACAGGAGACGCAGAAGGAGAACCGCAUGGUCCAUGCCAGGAUCAACCCUGAGCAGGGGGAGGAGACAGGAAGGGAGGGGGAGGUGCUGCUUGAGAGUCUAGCAGAGCUCCAGGCCAAGCUGACAGAGACACAGGAGAAACACCACCAGGCCAGAGAGGAGGUGCUGGGCCUUAGGGCACAGAUUGAAAGAGGAGGUGGUGGAGGAAGUGAAUUGGCAGAGCAGGAGCUCCAGAGACUGAGAAGCUCUCUGGAGCAGGAAGUGAAAGAGCUGAGGUCCCAGCUGGCCCAGUCAGGGCAGGAGAGGGAGAGGGAUGUAUGCCGGAUCAGGGAGCUGGAGGCUAGGCUGAAGGCAGUAGACGACAGCUCUGAUCAUGAUAAGAGCUUGCUGGUGGACCGGUACAAGGAGGCACAGGAGGAGAUCAGGAUGCUGCAUGAGGCCCUGAGGGGGACGGUCCCUGUGGAGGCUGCAGCUAAUGACUUUGAGGAGAUGAAGGGCGAGCUGGGGAGCGUGAUCGAUGGGCUGCAGCGCCGCCUGCUGGAGCUCUCCAAGUCCUACAGCGAGGCCAAGAGUGAACUGAUCUCCACCAGGAACCAGCUGGAUGAGACCCAGGCUGUCAAGUCUAAGCCUGGCAGCCCUGUAGCCUCCCCAGUCAAAGAGCAGGACAUGCUGAGGAGCAGAGUGGAGGAGCUGCAGGCAUCGCUAGCCGACACACAGAGCAAGUACUCCGCCUCAAUGGAGGAGAUCGCCCUCCUGAAGCAGGAGGCUGAUGCUCAGGCCCAGGGGUCAGUGGCGUUAGCUGACCACACACAGGUGGUGUCCUCUCUGGGCAGCGCCAUCAAGGACCUGGAGGGCCAGGCAGACGCUCUGAGACAACAGCUGUCCCAGAGGGCCCUGCAGGUGGACGCCCUACAGAACAGACUGACCGUGGAGAAGGACCACACACCGGACGACUCUAUAUCACGGCUGGAGCACGAGCAGAUGAGAGGGGGCCUGGAGACAGAGGUGAGCCACCUGACACAGCUCCUCCAGGGGGCCCUGAGGAAGCAGGAUGAGGUGGCUCUGGAGGCGGCUGCAGCGUGGCAGGAGCUGAAGGAGGGGAGGAGCGAGAGGGAGGCCCUGCAGGAGCUGGCCAUCAGCAGGGAGAAGGAGAACCACACUCUGAGCACCAAGCUCAGAGAAGCCCAGGAUGCCAUAGGUCAGCUGAAGAAGCUGGUGGAGGAACAUGUCAGCUCAGAGAGAGAGAAGAAUAAGAAGGUUUGUAAGUUACAGCUUUCUGUUUGUAAAGUGUUUAGUACAAUGUUCACCGGUCAUGAUGUAGCAAAUUUCCCUGGUUUGGCAAAGGCAAUACUUUGAGUUUAGAGAGCUAUCCCUCUAUUCUGCUUCCUCAUUACAUUUUGUUUUGUCUUUGGCCAUGAUAGACAAUCAGUUUGGUCUAAACCCUUGUAUUGAUCACCCGUGUUGUUUGUGUCUCAGAUUGAUGACCUGUCGAGAGAGGUGGGGAAGUUAAAGGAUGCCUUAAAUAGCCUAUCCCAGCUGUCCUACAGCGCAGGCUCAGCUAAGAGACAGCAGACCCUGCAGCAGCAGCAGUUGGACAGCCUACAGCAGCAAGUCAAGCAGCUGCAGUACCAACUAGGGGUGAGUCGUGAGGCAUACACUUUCAAACUAUAGCUAAUAUGACUCAUUCAACCAUGAAUCAGUAUACUACAUUCGUCCUCACUCUGAUAGCGUCAGAGAAGAGAGGAUACACUGUUUACACGAAUCCCUUCGACUAAGGACUUUCCUGGAACAACUGCCAGAUAGUUGGAAGCUGAAUUGCGGUGAAUGAUUUGCUGAAAUGUUGAAAUGAAGAUCUCUGUACUGUCAUGAUUAGCCAACGACUUUAGUUUUGGGUUCCACCGCGUUAGAGCCAAGACAUCUAAUGUACUGAUCCAGGGCAUCCUCCUCUGGUCUAGGACAUAAUGAGACGUGGGCUGGGAGGCCAAACGGGAUCCUGUAUCCCACCAUCUGCUGCUGCUUGUCACAGGCUGCACACGACUUCUUACGCCUCGAUCACAUGGACAGUGUUAUUGCAUUUUGGUACACCAAAAGUACAUGAAUUUCCAAUGGAACGCUGCGUUUGCCUUGCAGCAUUGCGUUGCAGAGGCAGUUGCAGUGCGUUCUGUGUGGUGCAUACAUUGGAUUUAUUGAACGUAUGCGUCAAACUGUAUGCGUAGACGGCUUGACAGAAAUGGUAGCAGAAGGUGAAUGUUUAACUUUUGUUGCGCACAUAUCCAGAUGAUGCUGCGUAUUAUUUUGCGCAGUAACACUGUCGGUGUGAUCAAGGCGUUAGUCAUUGACCACCCUGUUCCUUUAGAUGUACUGUCUAAAUCAGAUGGCUAUGAGGAAGGACAUUUACAUGUAGAUGCUGAUCUUUGAAGGACGUCUACUGUAGUUUAUGUUUUUGGUUUCUGUCACUGCUGGGCGUUUGCCUAACUAUGCAGUCUUUGGUUUAUUACUUAUCUUUAAUAAUUCUGAGCAGUUUCACCAUGGUUUUAUAGCUGAUGUAUGAUAUUCCACUAGCUAAUUGGUUGAUAACACACUAAGCUGUUUCUGCAUCUCUUUACUAUAGGAGUCAAAGAGGCAGCACCAUGAGAUAGUGUCCGUCUACAGGAUGCACCUCCUAUACGCCGUCCAGGUACGUUUUUAUGCAUACUGUGUACUCUGUAUGUGAUUUCAUAUUAAAUGGUGCAGGUGUGGUUUUAAUGUUAUGACAUCAUGGCUUCAUUCCUCACAGGGUCAGAUGGAUGAGGAUGUUCAGAAAGCCUUGAAGCAGAUUCUGAGGAUGUGCAAGAUGCCAACAGAAGCCAAAUGAAGUGUCUGAGAUGGAGCAGCCUAUCUAUCUACUGCCAGUGCUGGAGAGGAGACACAAGGAAACGACAUCCUUACACGCUGGUCUCCUAACCUACAUGACCUAUCACACGUGUGCCGCAUCCGUCCAUCAAACACACACUUCCAUCAAAGAUAAUGAUUCUUUAUCUGCCUACAAAUUAUUUCAGAGGGGAGCUAGAAUAUGAAGACUCCUUGUCAGUAGAUUUGAAUGGCAUCUUUGAUCUAGCAGUGUUAGUUUUAUAUUGUUGUCAAUUAGUUUAAUUAUAGCACUGGUUUUCAUGACAUAAUGAUAUAAUCCAAUUUUUUGGACCUCUGCAUGCAAUUUUUCCUAAAUCAACCACAUGCAAAAUGCUUUUUUCGACACAAUAUUUGCCUAAUAGCACAAACCUUUAUAAAAAUGAAUAGUUUCAAAUGUAUGCAAGAUGUUUCUAGAUACAUUUAUGAAAUGAAAACAAAGAAGUUUGAUAGUUGUAUUUUUUAACAACCCUAUUUGGGGGUUUUGUAUGAAUUCAAUAUUGUGUGUGAUAACCUAGGCCCUUUUUAGUGUCUGCAAUCUGUGAAUGCCAAUUUUACCCAAUUGGGGUAUUUUGUCCUCAUUUACACCAUAUUCCCUUGGAGGCUUUUUAAAUCAAUAUGACUUUAUGAACAGAUUCAACCUUUUGAAUAAUGAAAUCCCCCAUUGAUUCAACAAUGAUAUUUAUUUAGCAAUAAUCCAGUACUUGAAGGGUGAAUUGGUAUCAGAUCUCUGGGGAGUGUCUCUCUGAGGACAGAAAAUACCCAUGUGACUAAUGCACUUUCCUAAUGCUGUACUCCCGUUCAAACUCUAUGGCCUCAGCAGAUUGCCUGUCCCAUCCGGGACAUCUUAGUUUUUGUGUCCCAUGUGCCUGCUCUUUCUGUGUUGAAGCCUGACAGACUUGUCUUGAUUCUUGAUCUUCUUCCCACGUUUUGUAAUAUCAUUAUAGUGUAAGAGCUGUAGCAGGUAGUAAUAUUUUUUAUUUUUUGGGGUAUCUUUUGGGGUAUUUCAGUGUAUCUUGGUAUGGCAGCAUGUGAGUCUCUUGGACUGUUGAGCAAGUUGCUCAGCCUCAUUCAAUCCUCUUCAUCCACAUACUGUACAUGAGCAGUGCAGUAGGAAUAGUAUAGUGAAAUGUUAGCACCAUAAAACGUGAAGUUCAUUACUCAUAAGU